Messenger RNA from Chironomus riparius, 1796 nucleotides. Lineage: Eukaryota; Metazoa; Arthropoda; Insecta; Diptera; Chironomidae. The record is from the annotation of a GenBank genome assembly.
CUGGAUUAAAUAAUUAUAUUUUUUUUACAUGCUGUGAUAAGAAGGAAAAAUUUCCCAUCCUUGAGUAACCAGAUGUAUACGAAAAAAUUGCUUUAAAUGAAACAAAAUAUACGUAAAAUUGCCAUUAAUUGGAUAAGCCUAAUUCUAGAAAUUUAACAAUAAAAAAAUCUUAACAAAAACUCUUGUUGUGGAUAAAAUUAAAUACAACAUUUAAGUGAAACUGUCGACGAUAACCAUAGAAAGCUUUUCAGCAAAUAUGCUGAAUAAUCUCAGCACAUCUGUAAUUGGAGACUUAUUUUUUAAUGGCAUUUCAGGAAGCCAAAAAGAUUGUGAUUUACCUAAAACGACUGUUUUGCAUGGAUCAAAUAAUUUUGGCCAAUUGCAAAGUCAAACAACGAACGUAUCAGACACAACAAAUAAUACACGAUUGCAUGUAUCCAGUGGCCUCUGUGAUUCACACAACAUGCACCAAGAUCAAAAUAAUGACAAAAAUAACAAACAGAAAAGACAUAGGACGAGAUUUACACCUGCUCAGCUGAAUGAGCUAGAAAGGUGCUUUAGCAAAACACAUUAUCCAGAUAUUUUCAUGAGAGAGGAGAUUGCAAUGAGAAUUGGAUUGACAGAAUCUCGUGUGCAGGUUUGGUUCCAAAAUAGACGUGCCAAAUGGAAGAAGCGGAAGAAGACUACUAAUGUAUUUAGAACACCAGGUUCUUUAUUGCCAUCACAUGGUUUACCACCUUUUGGUGCAAAUAUAACAAAUAUUGCCAUGAGUGAAAGUUUAUGUGGAACAUCAAUGUUUGGUAGUGAACGAUGGAGUGUUGGAGUGAAUCCAAUGACUGCUGGCUUUGGGCAACUUAAUCAAUCAUCCUCCCUAACACAAUCGCUAAAUGGAGCUUUAAAUUCUGGUAUUAACAUGUCUUCUGCCAUGAGUUCGGGUACCUACCAGCAUUACGGACUUAAUUUAGGUGAUUCUAUGAUGUAUCAUAAUACAUCGAACACAAAUGGAAAUUGUUCUGGUCCCGGAAACAGUUCACCGAAUUCUACUCCACCAAAUAUCAACGCAUGUUCUUCAACGACUCCACCAUUAUCAAGUGGACAAACAAAUCAGAGUGAUGGAAAUGGCAACGAUAUGAAUUCGAAUCAGCAACAGCUUGUUAGUUGUCAGAAUAUAUCGUCCAAUGAGGGAGAAGAUGAUGUAUGGCGAGGACACAGUAUAGCAGCGCUCAGACGGCGAGCAUCUGAAUUAAAUGCUACAGCAUCAAUACCAAUUUAUGCUCAUAAUUAUGAACAUCAUGUGUACUAGCCUUAAACUCAACUUUGAAAUUUUAAUUGCCCAAAAAUUCAUGCUGAAAGUAUUUAAAUAAUUUUAUCAUUGAUUAUUUUUUAAUGAAAUCGUCAUACAAAAAUCGUAAAAUAAUAGUUUGAGUCAUUUCCAUUAAAAAGUUUUUAAAAGUUUAAUACUAGAGGGCAGUAUUCAGCAAUUCAAAAUUUUAAAUUCAGUUUUAUUUACAUGAUGCAAAAAUAUCAUUAAACAGUGAGAAACAAAUUAUUAUUAAUGCAAUUGCUCAAGAAUGUCUUUAAAAUCAUGUUUGCGAAUUGUUUUAGGAAUUGUAAAUAGGAUUGAAAAUGCUCGACAAGAAAAAAAAAAUUAUAAAUCACUAUUGAAUACUCCAUGUGUAUAUAACCGUAUAUGUGCAAAUUAAGGCGAAAAGAUUUUCAAAAUUUAAGCAAAAAGUUGAAAACGUCUUUAUUAUUCUGAAAUAACCAAGUUUUUUUCUUUUCUUAUUUCAAUACCG